Molecule: messenger RNA, 1425 nt
Organism: Manduca sexta (tobacco hornworm)
Lineage: Eukaryota; Metazoa; Arthropoda; Insecta; Lepidoptera; Sphingidae
Gene: Art8
Product: protein arginine N-methyltransferase 6
Exons: 6
Coding region: 273-1376 (367 amino acids)
Biological process (GO): peptidyl-arginine methylation
Cellular component (GO): nucleus
Molecular function (GO): protein-arginine N-methyltransferase activity
Source: RefSeq, a predicted model, not a curated record
CUAACUUCAGACCGGUCACUGGAAAAGUUACAGUGUAAAGGAUUUAUAAGGAUACGCUGUUAGCCACAGUCACACAUUUAGCCACUGCCGGGUACUUAUUAACAGUCCGCCGCACCCUGUAACGAGCCACCCCUAAAAUUAUCAAACGUCAGUUUUCCGGCCGGUACUCAUAAAAUUAAGUUAUUGUCUACGUACAUUAUUGUAUGAGCGACAGAUUUGUUUAGAGACAAAUCAAAACUUGUACAUAACCUUAUUUUAGUAUUCAAAUAAACAUGGGUACAGAAACUGAUAACAGUGAAUAUUUUACUAGCUAUGAGGAUUUAGAUGUACAUAAAAUAAUGCUCGAAGAUAAGCCGCGGAACUUAGCAUACAAAAAAGCGAUAUUAGAAAAUAAAGAUUACUUUAAAGAUAAAAUUGUAAUGGAUGUAGGGUGUGGAACAGGAAUCCUGUCCAUAUAUUGCGCUCAGGCAGGUGCUAAGAAAGUUUACGCAGUUGAGGCCAGUAACAUAGCAAAGUUGGCAAAACUUGUUGUGAAAGAAAAUGGGUUUGAAAAUGUAAUUGAGGUAAUUCAGAGUAAAGUUGAAAAUUUGACACUACCUGGUAACAUAAAGGUAGAUGCCAUAGUAUCAGAAUGGAUGGGUUUCUACUUACUCCAUGAAGGUAUGCUUGAUUCCGUGUUGUAUGCACGGGAUAAAUUCUUAAAGGAUAAUGGGCAAAUGUUUCCAGAUAGUGCUGUUAUCUAUGUCGCACCAUGUAGUGUUCCAACAUUAUACAACAAAUGGGAUGAUGUUGAUGGAGUUUCAAUGAAAGUGUUUGCAAAGCAUCUUCGUAAAAGCAAGCACAGUAAACCUGAGAUAAUAAGCAUGAAUCCAGAAGAUCUGCUGGGUCAUGAAAUAACACUAAGUUGGGUGAAUUUAAAAGAUGAUGAAUUAUCAGAUUUGGAUUCAAUUAGCAUACAACAUGUUGUUGGAGCAAACAAAGAUGGGCUUUACCAAGGUCUAUGCAUAUGGUUUGUAUGCAAAUUCCCUGACUUCUCUUGCACAGAGGACGAGGAAAGCCAAUAUGUUCUAGACACUAGUCCCAAAAGCCCAGUGACACAUUGGAAACAAACCGUCAUAGUUCUGCCAGAAGAGCUAGAGGUAGAAGAAGGUGAACCGAUCGCCUUCCAAUUAGAUAUGGAAAAAGAUCGAUUUAGUCGCAGGAGGUACAACCUACAAAUGACAUUGCUGGACCCUAAUGCCAUAGAGCACCCCCAACCAUGUUCAUGUGACAUGACGAAAUGUAUACUUAUUAAAUCCUUUAUGAAUCAAAACACAGAUCCGAUGGAAUCGGAGACAAAUGUUCUGCAGGAAGAAAAUGUUGAAGACCAACAAUAAAAGAUUGUAUGUUAGGAAGGGUUUUAUUAAAAUUUAUAUUGUUAACAAA